UUGCCGCGAGAACUCAUUUCCCGAGGACACUUCUUUUACCAUGGCCGAGUUGUCUUCGCCUCCUGAGUGUCUUCAGGAAAACAAGGAGGACAUGUUGGAGCUGAACAAUGACUUAGAGAGCAUGAUUGAAAACGCUGAAAACAUAUCAGUGCAGUUGACCUGGAUGACAUAUGACAUGGCGGUCCUGCGGACCAGUCCUGAGCUGGGAGUCCUUAUGAAGACUUUGGAGGAAGCCUGUGACAGAUGCACAGUGGCUGUGUAUGGAGAACGUGACCAGGAGCCUGAGAGGGACGGACGUCCUUAAACUGCUGCUGCGACAUGUUCUCACAUGUGAAGUUGUUUUCAGUUUCCACUUCAAAGGAGUUGCACUGAGGAAAAGGAGGGAAGCUUGUUAAAGUAAUAUCGCACUGAAUUGUAAUUGUAUUGUGCUUCAAGUAAAAACUGUACUUGUUGUAGUCUCUUAUUCACAAGGAGAAAUGAAGUAUUUGGACUUUCCUUGUCUGUUUACUUAAAAAGGGAUGUUUGGUUCCGUAGUGCAAUCUGUAUUCAGAUUCAGAUUCGUAGCAUAUUAAUUUGUUGUCUGUUGAUGUUAGGUUUAGGCAACCUGUUUGUAUUAAAGUGAUUUGAUGCAAUUACCAUGUUAAA
Molecule: messenger RNA, 645 nt
Organism: Solea senegalensis (Senegalese sole)
Lineage: Eukaryota; Metazoa; Chordata; Actinopteri; Pleuronectiformes; Soleidae
Gene: syce3
Product: synaptonemal complex central element protein 3
Exons: 3
Coding region: 41-304 (87 amino acids)
Biological process (GO): synaptonemal complex assembly; reciprocal meiotic recombination; spermatogenesis
Source: RefSeq, a predicted model, not a curated record